AAAUGAGGAAACCACCUCCAAAAAUAUUAUUAGAAGACGAUGAACUUGAAAUAAUUAAAGCUAAAACUCAUGAUGUACAAUUACAAAAGAAACCAAUUAGUUUCUAUUCCAACAUUUCUGAUGGUCAAGAAUAAUUAAGUGAAGGAAAGCUUUAUUAAUGCGAUACUUCAUACUCAUCAAGUAGUCUUCAUAGUUCGAGAACACUUCUAGAAGAAUCAUAAUGGUAGAACUACUAAAAACGUAUAGGUAACAAAAAAUACAAUAAUAUAAAUAGAUUCUGAAAGUCUUUCAGAAUAGGCAAGGAAAGUGUUUCUAAUCCCCACAUCAUCUACAGAAGAAUGGCUGGCCAAUUUUACUGAAAAAUGUUUACAAGUUGAAUUAUUUUACAAAGACUCUAAUUUUAAUACAAUUAUAGAAACAACUCUAAAUUGUGAUGAUCAAUAAUUAAAAUAAACUUUAGUACUUACAUUAGAUUACUACACAAAUCUAAUUACUUUUACAUUUUUUUUAUUAUGGAAAGCAAUGUGGAAUGAAAAUUAAUAAGACAUGACUUUAUUUGUUACAAUUUCUAAUUCAAUCACUGAAAUUUUAAUAUUAAUGGCAUCUUUAAGAGUUAAUGAAUUCAGAAUAGACUCUUAACUCCUCACAAUAUUUGAAUCUGUUGUUUAGCCUUUCCCUGAUAAAAAUAACUUUAAAGAUUGCUUAGAUUCUCAAAGAAGCUCAUUAACUAUUGAUAUCAUACAAUAAAAAACAUUCAUUCCUUUAUUGAAACAUAAUCAAGUAUUACCUUGGUCAACUGAUGAAGUUGCUUUUGUUUUAAGUUUUAUCAAUUAAUAGUUUUACACUGAUCUUUAAAUAAGAAAUAUUAUAAUUAAGGGAGGAUUAAAUAACGUAUAAUUUUUAAUUCUAAAUUUAGUACUUUAGAAGAAUUAAUACAAUAUCAUAAUUUAUUAUAUAUUCUGUUGUACGCAACCCUUAUAAACAUGAUCGUUAGGAUGCUUUAGGAUAUUGGAUUGAUUUAGCAGAAAAAUUAUAAUAAAAUUAUGAUCUUGAAGGACUCUUCAUUGUUUAUAAAUAUGGAAUCCAAUUAUUAUUAAAAGAUUAUAUUGGAACAAUGCCAGUUCUAUUUAGAGAUUUGAAUCGAAUCCCUAAAAUCAAUGCAUUUUAUGAAGAACAUAUCAAAGAUAAUUUUAAAGAUUUUGAAAAUCACAAAUAACAUCUCUAUAUACCUUCAUUUCAUAAAUUCAUAACCUAAAUCAAAAGAUUUGAAUUAUAAGUCAAAAAUAAUAAGAGUCUUUUUCAUAAGAUCUCUGAUCUAAUGUUUUAAUUAGUCAAAAUUUCUAAAAGACAGUCAAUUUUUCACCAAUAAAUGAGUUUAAAAGUAAACUUACUUCUUAAUUAUUUAGAUCUCUGAAAAUGAAGAACAAAUGAUACACUAUUUUACUAAGGGAAUUGAAAAAGAGUUAGAAACUAAUCUAUAAAUACCCCUUGACAAAGAGACUUUGGUGUAUAUAGAAUUGAUUAAAUUGGCAAAGAAUACUCAUUGA
Molecule: messenger RNA, 1547 nt
Organism: Paramecium sonneborni
Lineage: Eukaryota; Ciliophora; Oligohymenophorea; Peniculida; Parameciidae
Source: the annotation of a GenBank genome assembly